AUGAAGUCGUUAUUAAAGAAGAAUAUCAAACAGAAGUAUGUUGUAGAAAUUAUUCAGGCGUCUGGCCUGAAGCUUGCCGACAACACGGAAGUGUUUGCCAAGUGGCGGCGAGGUGAGAAGAAAGAAAACCAUGGCUCUUUAGAAAAAGGAAAAGUGCAUGGUGGCGUCCUUUUGUAUUCUCCAGCCGUGUCUAUACCAAUUAAUUGCACACUGUUUCUCAAAAAGAAUGGGUAUGAAGAAAAAGGCUUGGAACUUUCUAUCUGGACAUCCACUGACAAGCCCAAAGAAAUAUGUAAGGGGGUCAUUGACUUAGCCAAAUUUGCCGAUCUUAAUGGUGAAAAAAAAGAUUGCCAAGUUGACAUGAAAGGAAAAGGUCAAACGCCUAAAAUGAAUAUCACGAUAUCAUCUGGUGUUGGUGUAGAAGGCGGUUCCGAAGACGAAACAGAAGUUCUUCAAAUUCAUAAGGACCCAGCCCAAACUAAUAUGGAUGUUCACGACUUACUUAUUAAAGAAGUGAGUAAAUCAAACCAUGAAGUUAAAAAAGAAAAGGUCAUCAAAGACGAUAUCAGUGAAAAAGAAGAGUCUCCAGACCCAGAAAAGGCAAAAGAAAGAGCCGAGAAAGAGCGUCUUGAACGUGAAAAAGAAGACAAAGAAGAACAAGAAUUAUUAGAACGGCAGAUGAAACAAAAAGAGAACAAAGAAAAAGAAGACGAGGCUGCUCGGAAAAAAGCCGAGGAAGAUGCCAAAAAGUCCGAAGAAAAGCCGACGAUUUUCUCUUCUGUUGGCAUUAAAAUUAAAGGGAAGAAAGAGAAAGAUAGUAAAAAGAAAUACACGCAAGACGACAUCGACAAAGCAGUUGAAAAAGCUCUGAAAGAGAAAAAAGCAAAACAUAAAGUCAAGAAAGAGGCAAUGCAAAAACAAAUAGAAAAACUCAAACAAGACGCCGCUAAGGAAAAAGAGACCGCAAUCGCAGCUAAAGAAACUGAAGUCGCUGCUUUGACCCAAAAAGUGGCUGAAACUGAAAAGUCGAAAGAAGAAGUCUCAAACAAACUCAAUGCGUCUGAAGAAGAAAACAAGAAGAAGGCUGAAGAGCUUGAUAAGACCAAGAAAGAUGUUGAAGAAAAGGAGAAAGCAAAUGAAGAACUGAAAGCAAAAGUUGAUGAGACUGAAAAGGCCAAAGUUGCUGUUGCUGCCGAACUUGCUACGUCCGCUGCACUUGUUGUUGAACUUAAGAACAAUAAUACCAAGAAGGAUGAGGAGAUCGAAGAACUCAACAAGAAGAUGAAAGCUGUUGAGGAAAGUGCUUCACAAGGGUCUGAAGAGUUACUCAAACAGAAGAACGAAGAGAUCGCAAAGAUCAAAGCUGAAUCCUUGGCUCUUUCACAAGAAAUUGAAGUAUUGAAAAGUUCUCAAAGCGAGAAAACUAAAGAAAUUGAGUUGGAAAACAAAAACAGCGAAUUGACGACUGCAAAUGAAACUUUGAAGAAACAGAACAAAGACUUUGAAGCCGAAAUAAUGACUUUAAAAACACAAAAACCAGAAGAGGCAGCUCCAAGUACAGUUGAGUUGUUGGUUAAUAUCUAUCACAAGAAUAUUUCAGAGAGUGAAAAGUUGACUAAACAUAUUGUCGAAGAGAUUAUUGGCGACAAAACUAAAGAAAUUUCGGAAUUGGACGAAUUGAAAGUUUUGGGAGACUCUCUCGAAACAUCGCUUUCUUUGUUACAGUCUUUGGCUUUGUUAACAAAACAAGAAAAAGUUGUUCCAGUUCAACGGGAUGGUUCGUUAAAACUUCAACUCCAAGAUUUGUACGUUUCUUUGUUCUUGAAAACGGUACAAUAUUCAAUGGAAAAGGUUAAUGGAAUGAUCGAAGGGAUGAUGUUCGAUAAUCAAUGUUUCGAGAAACGACAAGCCGCAGAAUUUGAACAAGUUUCUGCCGAAUUCAUUCCAAAGCACUUAAUGUCACUUUUGGGAAAAUACAAAAAGGCUAACUUAAAUGAAAAAUUGGUCGACCAAUUGAUGGUCCACUGUGUUAGAUUUGUUUCAAUAAAAAUUAUUGAGUUACUUGUACAAAAUGAUACAGUAACUUACUUCAAAGGACUCCAACUGAAAUUCUUCUUCUCGAUAUUGGACGGCGAAAUGAUGGAAAACACAACACUUAAAGGAUACAGAAAAUGGUUUUCUUCGGGAAUUGAUACUGCAUCUCUGUUAUUGAUUGGGGUCUCGAAAGAUAAGUUCGAUUAUAACGAACUGAAAGACACUCUCCCUAACAUCUCAGGUUCAAUCAUGCACGCAAUUCUCGUGAAGUAUAAGGCGGAUAAGAAAACACCAGUCGAUCAGUCUAUACUCGACAAAAUCGACAAGACUGACAAACCAUUCCCAAAAUCGUUAGAAAUCGUUUACUAA
Entamoeba invadens IP1 is the source of this 2403-nucleotide messenger RNA. RefSeq lists its product as hypothetical. The transcript has 3 exons. NCBI's taxonomy places the organism in Eukaryota, Evosea, Mastigamoebida, Endamoebidae. Bases 1 to 2403 code for a protein of 800 amino acids. The record is from RefSeq and is a predicted model, not a curated record.